Messenger RNA from Athalia rosae (coleseed sawfly), 1519 nucleotides. RefSeq names its product DNA-directed RNA polymerase III subunit RPC4 (gene RpIIIC53). Bases 16 to 1356 code for a protein of 446 amino acids. The transcript is spliced from 8 exons. The record is from RefSeq and is a predicted model, not a curated record. Gene Ontology annotation, molecular function: DNA binding. Gene Ontology annotation, cellular component: RNA polymerase III complex. Gene Ontology annotation, biological process: transcription by RNA polymerase III. NCBI's taxonomy places the organism in Eukaryota, Metazoa, Arthropoda, Insecta, Hymenoptera, Athaliidae.
AGCGAAAUAGGCAUUAUGCGUAUGUACAUAAAAAUACCAUACGCUUAUUUAUCGUACGUUAGAUAUACAUGGAAAAGCUCAUUGUAUUUUCAUUCGACCAACACACUUUUCCCGCACGACUGUCCAGUGGUAUGCACAGAAAUGGACUCCAAUAAAAUUCGUGCCAGUCACUCGGGGCUAGAUCCAGCCAUCCAAAUUAAAGCCGAACCAGGCACCUCUGCAGCGACGUCAACUCCUUCUACGAGCAUCAAAACAGAAGGUGGCUUUCCACCAACAACAACCAGGCUGACUUCAUUUCGAGCGCCAAGAGAUUUAACUCUGAGUGGACAUGUGAAACUGGAAAAACCCAAAAAGCUCUAUACUCCAAACUUGAAUGUUCAACGAAAUAAAAGCAAGGAUGAACGUGCUCCAGUUAAAAACAAUUCAAAGAAUUCAAAAGAAAGAGGUCGUGGAAGAGGGCAAGGUCUCAGAGGUCGAGGCAGAGGAAGAAGUGCAGAUAAUAUCAUCCAGACCGCUGGUGUUUUUUCUGGUGGCAUAGCUGAUUCAUCUAGAACUGGUAGAAGAUACAGUAAUGUGAGGGAUAAUAGCGGUCAGGGUAGCAGCAAGAGUGCCGUCUCAGUAUUGGAAAAACAAAAAUUGAAUUUAAAUCACAACAUUGACAAGGCAGAAGAAGAAGAAAAGUUAAAACGCUUACUCAGAGAUGAUUUUAUCGAAAAUGGGGCUGUACCAGACAUGGAAAAUGCUCCUAUCAUGUUGCCUAUGGCAGAUGAAGCAAGAUUGUACAAAGAGGAAGUAAAGGAAGAACUCGCAGCAGAAUCAGACAAUUUAGAGGAAGAUGUAAAACCUGUUAUUCUAGAGAAUGGAAAAGAUGGUAAAGUAAAAGUGCUACCACCUUGCACAAAAAAACUAGCAAAGGAUGACAAGAAACUCAUCACCAUUCCACAAAUAAUCGCGAAUGAAACAAACGAUUAUAUAUUAAUACAGUUCCCCGAUUGUUUACCUGGGCUUCGAACUGAUGAUGAAUUGAGCGAUCCCAAAGCGAAGAAGGCCACUGAUUCUAGUACAGAAAAUUCUAAUGAAAAUAGUAUCAAGACUGAACACUGUAAACUGAGCAACUUAAAAGAAGGGAUUUUAGGAAAAUUACAAAUACUAAAAUCUGGGCAGGCAAGACUUGUUCUAGGCGAAAAUAAACUAAUAAUGGAUGUUGGUUCUCAUAUUAGUUUUAGACAAGAUUUAAUUGCAGCCAAAUUGGACUUGGAAAAUUUGACUGGUGACCUCAUAAAUCUUGGCAGAGUCAGCAGUACUUUCAUUUGCUUGCCAGAUUGGGAAUCGAUGUUAGCAAACCUUGAAACAUGAUUUCAAAAGUCUGUACAUUGAGACAAGUUAUUUCAAAUAAUAUCGAUUUCAUGUGAGCUAAGUUAAGAGGAUGAACAUCGCGGCGAGCAUGGCUAUUGCUCGGUGUUUUGUAAGAAAAAGUAACUAUAUGAACAAGUAAUAAAAGUAAAACUAAUAUUAUCAA